CACCGACGCGCAUGCUGCCGCCACCGCCACCGCAUUGGAAUCGCGAAGAGUCGUGCGCGUCCUCAAACUUCAGCAAACUUCGAGUGAUUGUAUUUAUUCGGUUCGAAAGUCAAACAUUUCGCGCGGAAAGUUUUUAUGAGCAGGCGGUUUGUUGUUUGGCAGUAAUUAAAAUUUAAUUGUUGUUUUGAGUAAUUUAAUUAAGCUGUGUUGCGCGCGCCUUACGUAACACGGUGAAGCAAUUCGGUGCAGCACUCGGGGUGAGUUCGGUGUGGGUGUAAGCGCUAUCAACUGGUGGAUAAACCGUUUGGCUGGCGAAUUGAAUGAAAAACGAUACUCGAUGGACUCGUAAAUAUGACAUCCCUCGAUUGAGCUGCACGCGCCCGCACAGAACCAACACACAAUAUGUCUCUCAAUUGAUACAAUAAUGAAAAGACGAAAAUGCGUUCAAUUGAGCAAGGAAUCAAGUUCGCAUACGUGUACAUCGUCGUCCUGGGUUGCAGUUGCAUGGGGAAUAUCGACCGGCUGGAACUGAUAAUGCCGCGGUACGCUAUCCGUGGUGGCAGCGUCGUUUUAAAAUGCGAACACAGCGUGACACCCGAGCAGCUGUACAAAGUCGAGUGGCAGAAGGCCGGCGCAAAAAUCUUUCAGUACAUCAAGGACAGGAAGCCGCCCUUUCGCUACUUUCCAAUGCCCGGCGCCGAGCUCAAUAAAACGAACAGCAACGAGCGGCAAAUUGAACUCGCAAGAUUAGAUUUUGCCGCAUCCGGGUCGUACUCGUGCGGCGUGUCCAUGGAGACGCCGAUUUUUAGCAAGGACUCAGAGAUGGUCACACUCAAUGUCAUCGAACCACAGAAUCGAGACCCCACGAUAACAUUUGACAAAACCACCUACGAGGUGGGCGAUGUCCUGCAAGCGAAUUGCACGACGGCGGCGGCCCGACCGCCUCCGCACAUCACCUGGUUGAUCAACGGCGAAAAGGUGGACGAGAUGUUGACGAGGUCCUUCUCGAACGGUCGCCUCAACGGACAUGGGUACUUCGAGCAACGUGCGCCAGCGAUGAAACAGCUCACCAUCCAAGUGUCGGAGCUGCACGCCGGCGGCAACGGCGAGCUCUGGCUAACAUGCAUGUCGACGAUUCCCGGCUAUGUCAGCCCCAACGAGCGCUACGCCGACGAGCGCCGCCACUCCGUUCGCAUCGAAGUUGUGAUGACCGAAAUGCCGGCCGAAAUCAUAUCCGCCGAGGAGAGCAACGUGAUGGAGAGCAGCACAUCGAACCAGGCGCCGACGAACGCACACGCCGCGCCGGCACCGAUCGGGUUCCUCUUGCUAUUCACGCUCGUCCUGGUCCUCGCCCGAAUUCAGCCAGCGGACGUGCGAGUUUGUGUCUAAACUGCAGACAAAGAACUGAUUGAACUUUGCGCCGGCGAGAGCUGCGAUUUUCCGCGAUGAGAAUAUUGUUAAGUUUAAAUUUGAUGGAUGUUUGCUGUUUACGAUCGGCGGUGGGAGGGAUCCCAGCAGACCGCCAAACUGAUUCAAUAUACUACGCUGCCGAACGUGUAACGUGUGUGUGCUUAACUACAUUGUUUCAAAUCGCCGGCGACUUUUCCCGGUCGCGUAUAUGCUUCUACUCUAAGUAAUAUGCAUGUAACGGUGUGCGCUUUGACUAUGCUUUCGGAGCGUGAUGCGAAUUAUUCUUUACACAUAAAUACCUAUCUACAUUCAUAAUGUGCGGCUGGUGUCAGCAGUAAUCACGGAAAAUUAUAGUGCAUCAGGGUAUCCUCGACUCUCAACUCGAAGCUAAUGUAAUUGGAAAAUGUAUUCUGCUAUUGCCCAUACAACAAGAUUCAACAAGAAACGCGGACUUAAAAAAAAUUAUUACGAAAUUGUCAAUAUGAAAAAUUGUGUCAAUUAGUGUUUGAAAAUAAAUUUUUGACUAAAUCAUCCUAUUGCAAAAACUCGAAAAAUUAAUAUUUAAAGUACUAUGAAAGCUUUACUAAAACUUACUAACACUUCUGAAAAGGUUUGUUUGUUGGCGGCUGCUGGUGACAUUAAUUGUUUCCAUUGUUAUAGGCAUUGUUUCGAUUUCAGUUUUCCGGUCGAAGUUUAAACGCUGCCGCUGGUUUUGAAUGAUAAAUCUAUGGUUUGUGGAACUUGUCACACUCAAGCCGCAAACAGGUCAAUCAGUUUCUCUGCGCACCGGACGCGUACCUACACGUUUUUUUUUACAUAAAAGCUGUUUUGAGCUAUUUUCGAUUUCGAUUCGAUUUAGGAAUCAAUAGCAAAACUACGUAUUUUCUGACUGAAAUGUAUUCGUACAUGAUUUUAACGAUUCCCACUUUAAAAAUGUAGAGAAAAGUAAUGAAAAAUUAGAUAGAAUGGAACGAGUAGCACAAACGAUCGUUACGGGUGCUGACAGGCAUAAACUGAUUUCUUUCGUAGCGUUUUCGGAUUGCGCCACUUCCGAAAGCAGCCCAAUCACUAAAUUUUCUACACUUUCGUACUUGCUAUCAGAGAGAAAACUUCGUUUCGGCUGGAAAUUUUCGCAUUUGCAUACUCCAUGUGAAUAACUAACGUUCAAUAAAGCCCUCAGAAACUCGGUAAGCACCCUGAACCGCAACGUAAUGUAGAUUUGAUUAAACAAACGGAAACUGUUUACAAAAACAUGGCCUGAACGAACCGAACUUAUCCAACCAAACCGCGAACAAUUAGUUAGACCCGAUUGAUCGAAAUUUCGACGUAGCAACAGUUCCAUGCUCUGUAGCAACCGGAUUACGCGGUUCAGUUGCAAACUGCAUACGCUGAAUAUGCCCAACGAUGUCUUCCUUAAACAAAACAAAGUCGCUAUUUUAACAAACUUAGCAUUAAUGACUUAACUCUAGUCGGCAUGCGUCAGCAAUGCGCAGCACACUUUGCAGAAUUUACACAUGAAAAACAAGCAGGAAACAAACAAGAUCGCUGUAAACUGCAAGCAUUUACGACGGGAGCAAAACACAAAUUGUCACUUCGAGCGCGUUAUCUCCACUAGAAUUCCAUCUACAUGUAGAUUACUAUAAUCGCAACUAAAUUUAACGUUUUCGUCGUCGCAUGAAAACCAAUUUAUCCCAAACUACGGAACGACGGCCCAUGAAGGCGUGUAUUUUAAAAAUUGACAAUGAAACUGAAAUUGCACUUGGAAAAAAACGGCGAAUAACUUUAUGCGAAUGAGGUCUCAAACAGCAGAAAAGUACGUUAAUAAUUAAUUAUUAUUUAAUGUAAUUUUUUGAUUGAAAUAUAAAAAAAUCAUACAAAAAAGCUACAAUCUUUAAUAAUAAUUUUUUUCUUGCUAAUUAUUUGGCGAACCGUCUCUAUGCAAUAAAAGAAUUGUUCGAAAAGUUAAUUUUCUGUAAGAUUGUAUAAAAAUGAUUGCUAUCGACCAAUGAGCCUUCGCCAAGUGCUCAAAUUCAAACUUAUAUCUAAUAAGACGCAUUCGCAUAAAGACGCAUUCAACUGGCAAAAAAAGAACGAUAACCGCCCAGAAGAAACAGCUCGUAGUAUUGACAAUAACUUGCUUUAAAACAAACCUUAAAAUUAUGAAUAUUAUACAAUAUGAAUACUGUAAUUAAACGUAAAAUGUAGGGCAAAUCGCACGAGUGGCAGUCACACCGACGUGGACGAUGCGAACCAGCACGUUGGAGCAAAUCGAAAGACUUCGUAGCCUAAUUAGGUACCACUUGCUGGCAAAAAGGAAGGCGAGCGCAUUGAUGAAUUAAUGAACGCCGGUCGCAGGCGAGCGUCAUGUGCAUGCAAGUUGGCGGAGUAUGUGAUAAGUAGCACUCGAAGGACCGGAGGAAUGUUAAAAAUGACAUAGGUAAUUAUAGAAGUACGUGUAUAUGUCAGCUAAAUAUAAGAGUCAAAACUAAUAUUGUAAACGGUAAUUUCCCGUUCCGUUGAUUCAGGACGAGAAAACGACGAGGUUAAACACUGCUGGUUUUCUUAUGUACAAGAUAUCAAACUCAUGUCUCAAAAUUCGAGAAUUAGUGAAUAAUUCAAUUUGUGAUUUCAUUUCGACUGUGAGAUGGCAGCGUGAAAAACAUAGUUGACCUGUGUUGAAUAUGUUGUAACUUUGUAAUAUGUAUGAAUAUGUUUUUUAAAUGUAACAUUAUAUGAUGAAGAAAUAUAUGUAUGUACUAUGUUUAUGUUA
This is a messenger RNA of Dalotia coriaria, 4180 nucleotides long. RefSeq lists its product as uncharacterized. Lineage: Eukaryota; Metazoa; Arthropoda; Insecta; Coleoptera; Staphylinidae. The coding region runs from base 439 to 1389 and encodes 316 amino acids. The record is from RefSeq and is a predicted model, not a curated record. The transcript is spliced from 7 exons.